Molecule: messenger RNA, 7309 nt
Organism: Patiria miniata (bat star)
Lineage: Eukaryota; Metazoa; Echinodermata; Asteroidea; Valvatida; Asterinidae
Product: receptor-type tyrosine-protein phosphatase epsilon-like
Exons: 26
Coding region: 108-2981 (957 amino acids)
Biological process (GO): protein dephosphorylation
Molecular function (GO): protein tyrosine phosphatase activity; protein binding
Source: RefSeq, a predicted model, not a curated record
GAUCAGGAAACCCUGCACCCUUAUCUCUGGUCGUGAGUGAAUUGAGUCCGUACCGUAACUACACUAUUUAUGUGACGGCAUUCAAUGUGGAAGGAGGCAAUCCUCUGAUGGGAGAUGAUUCUGACAGUAUUGUACGCAAGACUGCACAGAGUGCUCCCUCAGCACCUAUCAACGUUCUUCUAGACAAUGAAGGAGACGCCUGCAUGGUCACAUGGGAUCCACCCGAGCAAGAAAAUGGCAUCAUUAUAGCUUAUAAGAUUUUUCUUCAAGCGUACAUGUACCCAGAGCCUGGAUCUGAUGGAAGUUUGGAUCUUAUUUUUGAUGAAAGCAAGUCGGACUCUCUGUCGUGGAGUAAUGUUGAUGAGAGGUUGUAUGUUGUCAAUAAGACUGAAUUGGAACCGUACGCCAGAUUCAAGUUUCAAGUUCUCGCAGAGACGGAGCCAGGGGAAGGCCCCAAAAGCGAGGAGACCAACGUCACUUGUGAUUCCCCUCCAGUAGCCCCGACUGAGGAAAUUGUAACCCCAACAAAGGUAGACUACAUUGAUGACGACACACCGGUUGUCACCCAUGAGAGUUUUUGGAUGUCUGUGAGUCCAGCUAGCACCAGAUAUGGACCAAUCAGUUGUUACGACAUUGUGGUUGUGGAGCUUCCUGAAGGGGAAGGCAUUGAAGGCAAGGUCCCAGACGUGAAUUAUCCCAUCGAAAACUUUGUCAGCUUUGUCGAUGCACAGAAGGAAGCUGGAAAGCCUUACAUCGCCCAGUCACGAAACGGCAACAGCCUCACAGAUCAAACUAACGUCAAGAUUGGCAACACCGGGUCCUCAUCCUGUACUCCAGAAUCCAGACGAAGAAAGAGAGCGACUACAUCUCCACACAAAGGGGAUGACGGAGCUCUGAAGUCAAGUACCUCCUACACAGCAUUUCUACUUGCAUGUGUCAGGCUGGACGAUGGAACGGAACUUUGCUCUUCCAGUCCACUGAUGCAACCAGUCAUUACCUUGGCUGGAGUGAACACAGCUGCAAUCGCCAUUGGUAUCGUCCUGGCUAUACUUAUAGCUGUCGUCAUAGCUCUAGGAGUGGUUAUCUACAUGAAGCGUCGGAAGCAAACUCCCCUCCUUCGUGAUAGCGAGAACGGCGUGGCUAUGGUACCAGUCAUGGAGAAGGAACCAGAGGUGACUCACAUGGUGGUUCUUCCCAUCACCUUGGAGAAUCUGUCUGAGACAGUCCGACAGAAGAGCGAGAAUGACGACGAGACCUUCAAGGCUGAGUUCAAGUCUAUCCCAGAAGCCACCGGUGAUGUUACCAGGGACGCAACCAAUCUGGAAUGCAACAGGGAGAAGAACCGCUACAUCAACAUUGGUGCAUAUGACCACACCAGGGUCCGAUUGUCUCCCAUAGAAGGCGAGGAGGGAUCUGACUACAUCAAUGCCUGCUUUGUUGAUGGCUAUGAGAAACCAAGGAAGUUCAUUGCUGCACAAGGUGCCCGCGAGGACACCGUGCUGGAUUUCUGGCGCAUGGUCUGGGAGCAGAACUGCGCCACCAUCAUCAUGCUGACCAAGUGCCUGGAGAACGGCAGGGAGAAGUGUGCCGAGUACUGGCCAGAGGAAGACGCCAUCAUGUACGAUGACAUCAUUGUGACCUUGGAUGACGUGGUGACUUGCGCCGAUUACGUCAUCAGGAAGUUCACCCUGCAGAAGCACAUUGAAACAGAUGAGGAUGAGGAUGAAGACGCCGAACCCAUCAUCGGCGAGAGUCGUACCUUGAUGCAGUUCCACUUCCUGGGCUGGCCGGACUUCGGCAUCCCCAAGUACCCCCAUAGCAUGCUGUGCUUCGUCAAGCGCAUCAGGCACAUGACUGGGUCCCGCAUUGAGCCCGGUAACAUCAUAGUGCACUGCAGUGCUGGUGUUGGCCGCACCGGUACCUACAUCCUGAUUGACUCCAUGCUGGACAUGAUGAAGAAAGAGAAGAAGGUGGACAUCUACAACGUCAUCUACAAACUGCGCAACCAGCGCAACCUGCUCGUCCAGUCACUGGUUCAGUACAUCUUCAUCCACAAGGCUCUGAUGGAGGAAUACCUGUACGGACACACCGAGGUGGACGUGGGUAGCUUCCACAUCUACAACCAGAAGCUGUGCUCCAAGAAAUCCGACGCAGAUGACGCGGGCGUCGACACUGAGUACAGGACUGUGGCCAGCCUGCCAGUAGACAACACAGAUCAGAAGACAGGCAACAUUGAGGCUAACAAGCAUAAGAACCGAAUCCGACAGGUCAUCCCAUACGACCGUAACCGAGUCAAGUUGGAACGUCUGACCGGGCAGGAGCAUUCCAACUACAUCAAUGCUUCCUUCAUUGACGGCUAUGAGCACAAGAAGGCGUACAUCGCAGCCCAAGGCCCCCUGCCUAACACCAUGGGUGAUUUCUGGCGGAUGGCCUGGGAGAAUCAGUGCUCUACCAUCGUCAUGCUGACUGACUGUGAGGAACGAGGACAGAAUGUUUGCACCCAGUACUGGCCUCCAUCUGGUGAGUCUAUGAACGCUGCUUUCCUGACAGUGUCUGUCAAGAAUUCCAAGGAGGAAGAGGACUGUACUGUCAGAGACUUGGAGGUCUCUACUACAAAGGGAACUGGUACCAAGCUGAUCCGUCAGUUCCACUACCAUGGCUGGCCAGAAGUCGGGGUUCCAGACAACUCAGCCUCCCUGGUUAAGGUUAUUGGCCUGGCUCACGAACAUCAGCAAGAUAUUGGACGAUUCCCAAUCCUUGUUCACUGCAGUGCGGGAUCCGGACGUACCGGUGUCUUCAUCACGCUCAGCUACUUGCUCCAGAGGGCCAAGGCCGAAGGUAUCGUCGACGUCUUCCAGGCGGUGCGUACGCUCAGGCAACAGCGCCCUCACAUGGUACAGGAUGUGGCGCAGUACCAGUUCUGCUACCGUGCUAUGAUGGAGUAUCUGGACUCAUUCGACCACUACGCAAACUUCAAGUAAACGGCGCCCCCUUCCCCCACCAUGGUGAGCAGAAUAGGUGCAACCUUGUGCUCAUCCCUGUCAUUACAGUACUAGUGUAUACACAAGUUGGACAGAUAGUAACCCUGGGGACAAAGUUGACGUGAUUUCUUUUUUACCUGUGUAAGUUAACGUCGAAACUGAUUUUGGUUGAGAAGUGUCUUUUAUGUUCCAAGAUCAAUUUUUAUAUUUACAAGCUUUUUUUUAAUGUAUUGUGUGGAUGGAACAUAAGUUGUUAAUCAGAUGCUGAUAAUAAUAAAAUGAUAAUAAAAUGGUACUUAAGCUUAAAAUUGAUAGCUGCAACAGAUAUAUAUGCAAGUGAUUACAAUUAGUGGAUUUUGUUGUUAUUUUUUUUUUAAUUUUUGACUCUGUUGUAAUAAUUAUGCCGUUGCGGAAAGAAUAUGGAUUGAUCAAAAGAUGAAGACUAUUUUGGCAGGAUAUGACAGAAUGUGAACUCUGUACCACCGGUUCCAUCGUACACAGUUUUUGUUGAUUAAUAUAAGUUUCAAAGGGUUUUUGGAAAGAUUUUACGAUUUUUACGAUUUCUUCCCACCAUUUUGAAAUAUGUUUGUGAACCCAGAUAUGCAGAUAUCACAACUGUUUCUGCUUUUUUUUUUUAAUACUGAAAUUUGCGUGGAUUUGUUUUAUGCUAUUUGGAUUGAGGUACAAAGUACACAGAAUUUGGUGCAACGCAGUCACCACCGAUUUUGAUGUUUUGACAUUCGUAUUUGUUAUUUUUGCAUUAUCCAGAAAAAACAUAGCUUUUUUUAUGAUUUGUCACUGAUCGUGAGGAAUGUGCAUCGACAUGGUUUGUUUUGAGUUGCGAUAUUACAAUCAACAUUGAAAUACUUUCAGAGAUCGCUAUACAGUAAGUCAACGUCAAGUAUCAACAUACAGAUAUGUGAACAAUUAUCAACAUAUCCUUCAUGAUUUGGAAUUGGCAAAAAAAAAUGCAAAAUAUGCGAUGAAUUAUCAAAUUUAUGAACUGAAAAAUUAAAGGUGUAUUGUCAUAUCAGGAGGGGAUUCAUUUAUUGAAAAUAUUGUUAUAUCUUGAUGAGAAUCAAAACGAGCAUUUUUGUACAAUUUUUACUUGAUAUUGGUACAUAUUGUUAGAGUGAAACUGCAAAUUUAUUAGGGAGAGGUUUUGAAAAUUUGGGUACAAAUAUGUAUAAAUGGAGAAAUAUGGCGAAAAGAACAGACAUCACAGAUUCUGUUUAAGAAAUUUGCAAUUUUGCAAAUCUAUGACUUUUUGUGGCAACUUUGAAGUACCCAGAUUUUUCCCUUGUAAAUUCUGUACAUAGCGCUGCUAAUGAAACUGCAUAGUCAGCUCGCAAGCUAUUUUUUAAGCUCGUAAACUCAACAUUUUGUAAUAUUUCCCGUCAAUUCAUCUUUUGUAAUCGGAUUGUAUCAUAUAGUGGAAUAUAUAUAUUUUUGUGGUUUAUAUACUUUUAUAAUGUCAAUUGUUUUUACAUAAUUAUUAGGUGGUGAGAUAGAAUGGAUGCUGUAGAAAUAAUGUGUAAAUUUGGGUAAAUAUCGAACAGUUUACCAUUUAAAUUGUGAACCAUCCCCAACUUUUUUUUGUCUGCUUUAAAAAAAGCAAAGUGGAAUAAGACUAGUCAUAGGCAAAACUUAAAAAAAAAAAUAAAUAAAUAAAAGUUAAUGGGUUACCCAAAACUUGUUUUCCAUAUUUCGAAGAUUUGAUAAAAUUCAGUCAGGUUCAUGGGUUGCCAUGGAAACAAGGAUAAACCCCGCAGAAGAAAAGGCAUUUCAUUUUUAAUGAUAGGGUUCCAGCUUUCGUCUUUUGACCAUAUGCCACGCCCCUUUUCUCCCCCAACUGAUAUUUGAAUGGAAAAUUUACAGUAAUGGAAAAUUUAAAGUACUAUGCAUGAUGAUUUUUUUGUAAUCAGUUUAACAAUGACCUGAUAACAAUGCAAUCAGGUGACAAAGUCUUUCAACAGUUCUCUUUUUUUAAUAUUUUAAAUGACAGGAUUGUAAGUACUUGAUAAUUGAUAUCUUGUUGAACAGCUUUAUAGACUUUUAUUUUCUUCUGUUACUCGGAUUUAGUACCAUAGCCUCAAUAUUUGUCCGUUACUAUUUUUCCCGGCUAAGUUAAAACGUUUAUUAUUCGAAUUCACUGUUUCUAAUAUUCAAAGGCGUUCACCAACAUCGAUUUAGUGCACUUCCAAUGUUUAAUUUCGUCUUUUGUCAGACAAUUUCAAAUUCAGUUCAAGCAAAUUCAGACAAUGAGCACACGUUUUCGUCCCGGAGUAUUCGAUUUCACCUCGUCUACGCCAAACCUUGUUAUUCAGAAAUCAAAUUCGUCUAAUUGAAUUAUAUAAUACGGAUUCCAUCUCUGAAUGCUGCCAUUCGGCAAUAACUUAGACGAAUUUGAUCUGCAAUGACGAAUAUUCUCGACCCGGUGACUAAAAGUGGGUUACCAAACUUUGAGAUUGAAUGGCAAAUGACUAAAUUGGUUUUGUUAAAAGCGUGUGAAAUUUCUCUCGGGCGAAAUUGAAUUUUAGAGUUGGUGAAUUUGAAUGAAAAAUGUUUUAAAAUGGCCGGGAAAACCUACACUUGUAAUGUUGAUGUUCUUCGUUAGGUCACAUCAAUUUUUGUACAGCCUUUAGGCUUUGCUGAAAUUACGUAGUUUCGAUGUCUUGAGGUAUAUGUUAGUAAUAAUUUGUCUCAAUUUCUUCAGCUGGUCUUGGAUUCUCGAUUGCUUUUGUGGUGAACACGUUAUCCAGGAAAAUGUGUGCAUAGUUUCAUCAUUCCAUAGUAAUUGGGUUAAAUCUGAGAGAAAUUGCAGAUUUUUUUAUAUAAACAAUUAUCCAGAAAUUCAUACGGGACGCUGUAUUUUUAAAGUGGCAUAUAUUAUAUUUAUACUCAGUGUAUGCGUAAAGUUAUAGAAUUAUAUUUUUAUUAUGUGUUUUCUAUCUAAAAAUGCUAGCACGAUUAUUGAUAUUAAAUGAUGUAGAAAUUAUAAGUGAUGUUUUUGGGGGUGGAGUUUAAUCUUUGGAGGCGGGAUAGGCUAAUGAAUUGAAAUCAAUCUAUUGGCUAAAGAUAACGAGAUUUUUCUUUUUGGUUUCAGAAUUCUCCUGCCCCAUUUAGACUCCCCCUCCAAUUCUCCAUCCUUUUAAUUGAUUAGAACAGUUUUAGGAACAGACUAUUUUUCUAUUAUAAGUAUUUCUUGCGUCAAAAUGGAGCUCGGGACAAGUCGUGGAGCUGCCCUGCACGCAGUCCUAAUGGACUUAUAGAAAAUACUUUUGUUCAAAACUUUCAAAAUUUGAAUCAGUUUUUCUUAAGAUGUAUUACUUGAUGGUGUAUAUUUUUCUUAGCUAGACAGCAUACAAAUUUAAUUUGAAUCCAAGUUCAACUUAUUCUUGCGGAGAUAUUUUGUAGUUUUUAAGGGUUUUAAACCAGAAUAUCAUCAGUUACAAACAAGUAAUGGUUUAAUUCAAACAGCGUAUAUACUGCAGUGCGGUUUGAAUUGCUUCUCAGUACCCAGAAUGUAGCAACUCAGCAGUUGACAUUCACAGCAUACGUCACAGUCAUGUGACCGGACACGCGUGGGCGUCAUUUGGAAUUAUAUUAAAAGAAACAAAAUUGCAGCAGCUGCUCAAAUUACCCGCAAAUUCAGGCGCACAAUUUUCCAUAAUGGCAUCACUAAUUUGAAUUAGUACUUCAUUUUGUAUUUCUUUGUUUUCAUUUGUUUUCAAACGUGGAAUGUGUUUUCUACUUUUUAAUUGUUAGGAGUGAUUAUAGUGCCUGCAUGCUUUAAUGUUUUAAAACGUUGCCUUCUUUUGGUACUCUCCUAAGUUUAUCAGUGAAAUAUAUUCUGACAGUUUAACCUCUAUCUAGUACUGGUCGAAUAGUCUGAGGCGGUUCGCCUACAGAUUUAUUCCUUUUUUAAUUAAAGUCUUUUGUAAUAGCUUAAGGAUGAUCUGUACAUUUUGGAAUUAUUUUUGUUGAUUGUCAAUUUUCUUCUUUUUAAACAAGUAAAGUUUUCUGCGUACUUAUACGUGCAUAUGUACACUUUUUUUAAAAAGGCGGGUAAAACACUGUUUUUGCCCAAUAAACAUUGGUAUUGAGUUCAUAACUUGGGUAAAAAAAAAUGGCCAACUGCAUUUGGACAAAAGAGUCGGCCCAACUUUAUUACAGUACAUUGUCGCACUUAUUGCAUAGUUCAGUUGGUGUCAGCAUUGUAAAUGUUUUUGUUUGUUUUUUUGGUGGGUUUUUUUUUUGUCAUUGUAAUUUUUCUGUUUUUCCCAAUAAUUAUGCCAUAUAAAUAAAGCUGCUUAGCAUUUGCAAAA